Cinclus cinclus is the source of this 2484-nucleotide messenger RNA. It is a transcript of the gene NPAS2, whose product is annotated as neuronal PAS domain protein 2. NCBI's taxonomy places the organism in Eukaryota, Metazoa, Chordata, Aves, Passeriformes, Cinclidae. Bases 16 to 2484 code for a protein of 822 amino acids. The transcript has 20 exons. The record is from RefSeq and is a predicted model, not a curated record. Gene Ontology annotation, molecular function: protein dimerization activity; RNA polymerase II cis-regulatory region sequence-specific DNA binding; DNA-binding transcription factor activity, RNA polymerase II-specific. Gene Ontology annotation, biological process: regulation of transcription by RNA polymerase II; circadian regulation of gene expression. Gene Ontology annotation, cellular component: CLOCK-BMAL transcription complex; cytoplasm; nucleus.
UGCUUAGACAAUCUAAUGGAUGAAGAUGAGAAAGACAGGGCAAAGAGGGCUUCGCGUAACAAGUCUGAGAAGAAGAGGCGUGAUCAGUUCAAUGUUCUCAUCAAAGAGCUCAGCUCCAUGCUUCCAGGCAACACUCGCAAAAUGGACAAAACUACUGUGCUGGAAAAAGUCAUUGGCUUUCUGCAGAAACACAAUGAAGUCUCAGCACAGACGGAGAUUUCUGAAAUUCAGCAGGACUGGAAACCUUCAUUUCUCAGCAAUGAAGAAUUCACCCAGCUGAUGUUGGAGGCAUUAGAUGGCUUCAUUAUAGCAGUAACCACAGGUGGAAGCAUCAUCUAUGUGUCUGACAGCAUCACACCACUUCUAGGGCAUUUACCGUGUGAUGUCUUGGAUCAGAAUUUGUUAAAUUUCCUCCCAGAACAAGAGCACUCAGAAAUAUAUAAGAUGUUAUCUUCUUGUAUGCUUAUGACAGAUUCUGCCUCAUCGGAUUACCUAAAAACUGACAAUGAACUAGAGUUUUAUUGUCAUCUUCUGAGAGGAAGUUUGAACCCAAAGGAAUUUCCAACAUAUGAAUACAUAAAAUUUGUAGGAAAUUUUCGGUCUUACAGCAAUGUGCCUAGCUCCACUUGCAAUGGCUUUGAUGAGGCUGUCCCAAGGGCUUACAGAACACCCCCGGGAAAGCAAAUCUGCUUUGUUGCAACUGUUCGUUUGGCAACGCCUCAGUUUUUAAAGGAGAUGUGCAUUGUAGAAGAACCGCUAGAGGAAUUCACAUCAAGACACAGUCUGGAGUGGAAAUUUUUAUUCCUGGAUCACAGAGCACCGCCGAUUAUCGGGUACUUGCCUUUUGAAGUGCUGGGUACUUCUGGCUACGACUAUUACCACAUAGAUGACCUAGAGCUGCUAGCAAGGUGCCAUGAACACUUGAUGCAGUUCGGCAAGGGGAAGUCGUGCUGCUAUCGGUUUCUGACCAAAGGACAGCAGUGGAUCUGGCUCCAGACCCAUUACUACAUCACGUACCAUCAGUGGAACUCCAAGCCAGAGUUCAUUGUGUGUACACACAUGGUGGUAAGUUAUGCAGAUGUUCGGGUGGAGAGGAGACAGGAGAUGGGCUUGGAAGAAGUGUCCUCAGAGGUUGUGUCCUCAGCACUAAAGGACAGUGGCGCCAGCUUGGAUCCUGAACAGCACUUUAAUGCACUUGAUAUUGGUGCCUCAAUCCUCAGCGCUAGUCGGACACCCUCAGUAUCAUCCAGGAGCUCUCCAAAAUCUUCCCACACACCCAAGUCAGACCCAGCAUCUACACCAACAAAGCUGAUUACGGAGUCUAACACUCCCUUGCCAAGAACACCGAGCACACAGCAGGAUUUAUCCGUGCAUAGACUCAGCCAACCUACUGCUCUUCAGGUUUCUUUGCCUUCUCAACUUCCGUGUGAGCUUCUCCCACAGCAGUUGCUGCCUCAAGCAACUCUGCAAAAUCAGCCUGCACCUCUGGCACAGUUUUCGGCACAAUUCAGCAUGUUCCAGACCAUCAAGGACCAGCUAGAGCAGCGAACACGGAUCCUGCAAGCCAACAUCCGGUGGCAGCAGGAGGAGCUCCAGAAGAUACAGGAGCAGCUCUGCCUGGUCCAAGACUCCAGCGUACAGAUGAUCUUACAGCAGCCAACAGUGUCCCUGAGCUUUAGCAAUACUCAGCAGCUGGACCCACAACAGCUACAGCAGAGGUCAGGGGCCAUUUCUCAGCAGCAGCUUGUCUCCAGUCCUCAGCUUCAAGGGCAAAUCACGUCUUCACAAACAACAAACCAGCAGUCACUGAGAGAAGCAAGCAUGAUAUCAAGCCAGGGCCCGAAGGCGGCGCGGAGCGCGGAGCUGGCGCCAGGCGGUGGCCGCGCCCCACCCCGCCCCGCACCCGCGGCCGCACCCGCGCCGUUCGCCUCAGGCGGCGGCGGCCCCGCAGCGCCCCCUGGCGGCCUGUCCCGCGGCGGCACCCCCGCGCCCCCCGGCUGCAGCCACGACCAGCAGCUCAGAUUGUUGCUUAGCCAGCCUAUUCAGCCCAUGAUGCCUGGGUCCUGUAAUGCAAGACACCCUUCAGACCUCAGCAUGGCGGGAUCCCAGGCCAAGUAUUCUCAAACCCAACAAAUGUUUCAAAGUUUGGAAGUGCAGACUUCCAGCAGCAGCUCUCCAAUCAUACUGAUGGGACAAGCAGUGUUAAACCAAGGGUUCACCACUACCCCUCCUUCCCAGCCAUCCUCUUUGCCACCUAUGCAACUCCAGCACCAACAGCAUCAGCAACAACGCUACCUGCAGGUGCAAACACCAAGUUCUUUGCACAAUGAACAACCUGAUUCUUUGCUCCUGCCAUCUUACUCACCACAGCAAGGAAAUAUGGGGUAUCAUCAGACACAGCAGCAGCAACAGCAACAACAACUAACAUCAAGAAGAAGAAAUAGUUUAUCAGAAUCAUCCAAUUUACCACAGCCACUGCGAUAG